CUUUGUGCGUGUGGAUCGUCGUACAGGAUAAUUAUGCCAAACGUGCAUCGCGAGUAAGUUUUAGAAUCUAGUCAAGAUGGGUAACGAAGUGUCCCGGGGAGACCAGGGCUACGACGAGGAGGAGCCGGGAUUCCGGGACCGGCUGCGCGGGUGGAAAAACCGCAUCUUAAAACGCACCCUCACCCCGACGGAGCCCAGUACGGCAAUACGAUUGACCAAACUGCGACAAAGCAAACCGGAAUGCUACCUCGCCCGGACCAACUUUUUGCUGCCGAAAUUGGCGAACCUGCGGGUCAUCAAAGCGCCGGUCACGAGGGAUUGGCAGCUGCACCGGAAGCGAACGCUGGGCACAGGUUAUUUGCUUUGAAGAAUUUAUCGUGUGGUCUUUUCGAUCAGACUAGUGCAACGGAAGCUUGAAACCUUCUCAAAGUAGUGCGUUUUGUGGUAAGUACACUCUUGUAGCGUUGCGGAAAAAUUGAUUUGAAAAAAGAAUUCAAACGAGUACGAAAGCUAUCACAACCUAAUUCGAGGUUUCUCCGGCGCCGUGGUUCUAGCGGAGCACAAGGUGACCGGGCAGCGUGCCGCGGUCAAGGGGUUUGCGAAACAGAAGCUUGCGACCGAUGAGCGGCGGUUGGAGAUGCUGCGCGAGGAGAUCAAUGUGUACUUGUCUCUCGAUCACCCGAACGUUUGCAAACUUCUCUACGCGUACGAGGACCGGUACCACCUCUGGCUGGUGAUGGAGCUCUGCGCGGAAGAAUUGUACGACCGGCUGUGCAACCUGGGGGUGUUCACAGAAGAGGAAGCGGCGCACGCUUUGUCCCAGAUGUUCCUCGCGGUCAAUUAUUUGCACUCCUACAACAUCGUCCACCGCGAUUUGAAGCUGGAAAAUUGGAUGUACAGCCUGCCUAGUACAGUGGUUCCGGCUCCUUCGCAGCAGCAGCAGCAGAGAACGUCUUCAAGAGCGUCAGGUGCUGGAGGAACUAGCUCAUCUUGUGCUGGCAAUAGUUGUUCCAUUUCCACCCCGGCGGGGGGAUCAGCUGAUGGAACUACAAGUGGAACCGCAACGAACAGUACACACAAAUCCACCUCCGGAAACAGCAGUGCAACAUCAAAUCCGCCGCGCCGCAGCAACAGCGGGAAACCGCCGCCAGCGCCAAGUACAACGAGCACGACAAAUCACAACUCCACGAGCAAGCAGCAAAACUCUUCGACUUCCAGCAGCAGCAGCGCAAGUUCCCCCUCAUCCUCCUCCACGGAGCACCUGAAGUUGAUUGAUUUUGGGUUUAGCAAACGUGUCCGCUCCGCCGGCGACAUUUUGGAGCUCCCCUGCGGUACCCUGCACUACGCGUCCCCCGACGUGCUGCGACGCAGCUACAACCGAAAGUGCGACACGUGGAGCAUGGGGGUGAUCGCCUUCAUGCUGCUCACCGGGUCGCCGCCCUUCACGGGAUCCAGCAACCAAUCGGUGAUCGAAAAGAUCCGCAGCGGGCGGGUGCGUUUUAACACCAGAUGGCAAAAAUUGAGCCGGACCGCCCAGAAUUUCGUUCUGUGCCUGCUCGACGUGGACCCGGAGCGGAGGUUGUCCGGGGAAGCGGCGCUGCAGCACGAUUUUCUGCGCCCAUAUUUCCACCGCCAAUCCGUGACCGCGAUGCAGGGAAGGUUACACGGGGUUCUGGACAAUUUGCGGAAGUUCGCGUCCGGAUCCCGGCUGAUGCGCGCCGGGCUGCUGAUGCUGGCCUACCGGCUGUCCUCCGAAGACACGGCGGAUCUGAUGGAGCUCUUCUUCGUCAUGGACCGAUCCGGGCGGGGGACCCUGCGGAUCCACGACUUCGCAGAAUUGCUGCGACGGUUGGAACCGAACAUUGCCACGUCCGAAAUACGGGAACUGUUCACGGCAAUAGCGACGGACACUCCGGGGAAGGUGCGGGAGGUGUUUUACUCGCAGUUUGUCGCGGCAAUGUUGCAAAGGCACUGCUGCUUGCCGCAGAGGCACGGGGAACAGCUGAAACAGGUAUAGAGCUGCACUUUGCUCAUUUAAGUAGAUUUUUUGAGUGUUGCGCGCAUCUGCCUUUUGUACCCCUCUCAACGGACUGCAACGAGCUACAACGUCUUGGUCACGUCGUGUUCCAUUUUUCCCAUCCGACCUUUCCUCAACCUUUGCAGAUCUUCGACACUCUCGCGUACAAGCAGGACGGGCAGCUGAGCAACGAGCAGCUGCGCGACGUACUCCUACACGACGCCGAGGGGAUGAUUGCCGAGGCUGAUCUGACCGGGAAGGGCACCAUUGACUACCAGGAAUUUCUGGCCGUCGUGUGCCAACAGAACAAAAGCCUUAACCGGAUCUCGCAAACGAGAAUCUCCUCGAUUUCCACCAUGGCGAGCUUGACGGUGCAACAAACUUCCACGGAAAAGGUCGGGUCUCCCGGGGAGGUGGACGAAGAUGCGUCGACGACUGCUGGGUCGGCGUCCGGGUCCAGCUCCCCCGCGGAGGAAAUCGCAAGCGAAGCAACGGGGAGUCCCAGCAGCGAAGAAGCUUCGACGUCAUCCUGUUCUGGUCAUCGUGCACAGCCCGACGUGCAAGAUCCGAGGAGAACAGAUGGUGGAUCACAAAGCAGUAGUAGACCAUCGGGCGGACGAGGAGAACAGGACGACGCCGAGAACGUUAACAACUCGCUCGAGCAAGAAGGUGAUCGAUCAAGCAGCAUUUCCUGGUCGGAUCUGAUGCGGGUCUCGGCUUUCGCGAGGGUCAGCGAGUUCGAGAACGGCCGCGCAAGUAGCUCCUCUUCUUCUUCUGACCCGUUCGGAGAUCAGGCGAUAGUAGCUCGGUCCUCUUCGCAAGAGAGCUGUAUCACAACAGCCUUCGAGGAAACAAGUCACAACUCUUUAGGCGGCACGAGAAAUAACAUGCCUGCUGUGCGGGCAACAAGCACCGGCUCUUCCGGCAGGGAGACCACAAGUUGUAACCGGAAAAGCGACAUGCGCCACAGCCUCGCGCCGGUUCCCGAAGACAGCGCGGACGAGUCUUCAAGUGGGCCGCUUGCUGGUGCUGGUGAGAAGAAUCUCCGGCGCGGGAUUUCGGAAACAGUUUUGCCCGAAUCGCGGUCCUCAACGAGGAGAACCACGCGAGUCACCACAAGCCGUCCAUCCAAGGAGCUGCAGCGCGGCGAAACUUGGCAGGAAGACCGAAUCUCCCCCACCGACGAUGAGGAGGAGGACGAUGAGGAGGACGCACGAAGCAGGUUAGAUACUUCCAGAGAGGCUGCUGACCAGCCUGAUGCAGGUCCUGCAACGUCGAAUAACAAGCAUCGCGACAGCCAGCAGAGUUGCGCCACUUAUCAUUUUCGACCCACGACACGCUUCUCAGCGUACUCGAGCACAGCAAGCUGCUCACAGCAGGCCCUGGCGAAGAAUCCCUUCGAAACGGAAGAGCUGGCCGCGCGCUUGUCGGCCCUUGUGCAAUAUCAAAUGUAAAAAUGUAGUCUGGGUCUGGAAAAGUGUAGACUUGUCAUGCAGAUUUUUCAUGACCCAUGAGGUCUGGAAUGCGGGACCUAGCAUGACAGACUCUACGAGGUCUCCGCCAUGCCUGUCCUGCAUGAGAAACUCCCUUCCAACUUGGUCAAAAGUGGCCAGCUUUUGGCACUCAUGCAACACAGAUUUUUGCAUGCUUCAGAUUUACCAUGACAAGUUGCAAUCUUCCAGACCCAGACAUUUCUGCAAUCCAUAUGCAGCGAAUUUCCUCCUCGUCUUCGCAGGGCCAGGGCUCAGCGAGUUCCUCCUCCGCGGCGCAAUCUGUGAACAAAACGCAGCAAGAGGAUAGUAGUACCUCAGUGGACACGGACCGGUUGAUCGCUUCGCUUGGAGCGGGUCCCACGGAGACGGGGAUGUGCUUUUCGGCUGUUGUGGAUGACAGGUAUAGAAAGGCUUGGAGUUACGGUCACACAUGUUUAUGUCUCUCAAGAGGUUGAUUUUGUGCACACACCGAUCAUUUCCACGCUUUACCCUAAUUUCCGUAAAUCAUGUUACCUAGCGCCGUCACCAAUUUGAUUUCACAGCAGCCACGGGAAGAGCUCGUCCUCGACCACCGCCCGUGCCCCUCAGUGGACGGCGAAACGACCGAGUAAAACGGAAGCAGACCACCAUUCCACGAGUACAACGGAUAGGAGAAGCGUCCGGGAGGACGGUGUCGAAGAUGAGCGGCACCAGGACGAUACAGUGUAUCCGCCACGGGAUGAUGAAGAUGAUGAUGUGUAUCCACCAAGAGAAAUGAUCGGAGAACACCAGCAGGAACAACAACACGGAAGCUGCGCUAGUUCAUCUUCGUCCUGCAAUAGAAGCAGCAUAACAACAACACUUCACCAAUCAUCUAACUUGCCGAAUGCAGGCGGCGAUCAGACCACUUCAAGAAAACAUCAUCAGCACCAUGACUAUGGUGGCGCUGCUGGUGGUUCUACGAAUGCAACCGGCAGUAGUGCAACUUCAACUGCAACUUCAUCUGCUCCUCCCCGCGCAACGUUGCCGAGCCCUACCUGCACCUUCCGGAGUUCGCCCCUCUCUGAGUCGCGGGGCACCCGGGCUACCUCCCCGGCCUGCGCCACCACGCCGGACGACGAAUCGAACCAGCAACGCACCCCAAAUCCCUACCGGAAGUACCGCCGGGUGGCAUCUUUGGUGUUGCAGUUUCAACCCACGUCUUCUGCAUCUUCUGCUGUUGUGCCAGAGGGUAGUUGUUCUGGUGCACCAGUGGCCCCCGCAGCGGCAACUACAUCUUCUUCUGCUCGGCAGUCAAGGGCCGGUGGUGCUUCUAUUUCGCCCGCGGACAUUGUGCUAGACCUAGGUGUAGUUGAUGUACCGGCUGCCGACGAAAAGCGGGCCAGCGUUGGCGCACAACCACUAUCACUUCCGCCAGUACCGCCGCAGCCGGAUGACUCCAGCCUGAGCAAGGGAAUCAGCGGCAUCGCGCCUGCGGGCGGUCCGUCGUCUCGGCGGUCCAGUAAGGCGUCGACUGUCGUCGGAAGCAGCCGGAAGUCGACGGGAAACAAAAUCUCGACGACGGCCUUGCUCCCGCGCCAACGCUCCGGAAGCGUACCGUCUCGGGGUAUCGGCAUCGUUUCGGUGCCCUGCCGACGAUCUAUGUACGAAGCAGGGCAUCCGAGCGUUGCUGAUGACAAUGUGGACGAGUUUAACGGUGCUCUCGGUGAGGAGGAAGGUCAGUGAGGUAGACUUCAUCGCAAGGGACCAUGGGAGGACGUGUCAGGCUAAGGAGGACCGACCACUAGUAUCGCUAAAACUGCGUCUCGCGUCUUAGAUUUGAGGCUCUCAAGAACGAUACCACGUUUGCCAACUGCUUCGAGUUGUGAAGCAUUUUUUUGUUUGAAGGACAUCAAUUGAGAUUGACCACCUCUGUUUACUACGUUUUUUUGGAGAUUGCUGGUUGCGCAAGUAGCGUUGUAGAUUUCGCUGCGCGUCGCUGGCAUGCUCAACAUCAUGAACACAUUUUCCACCACCUAUUCGCCCUGUAUUAGAAAUUUUUGGUUACAGUUCCUUCAUCUGCUUUAUUCCGUGCGCCGUUCGUUGCUCUUUACCUGAAGCACGGAUCGCGAGCAAGUUUGUUCCUUUGUUUCAUCUUCAUCUUUUACUGAAGGAUUUGGAUACUUUUUGAAGGUUUUCGUUUCUUUUUGUUUCUCUCUCCGCAUUUCAUUUUCCUUUUUUGUGCGCGAUUGUUUCUUCUCGACAAAGAUUGGCCGCUCAGAUUAUGGGUAGACUUCUUGUUUUUGUCGAGAAGACAGGCACUCGUAGCGCUUUGGAAAUUAACGACCGUCAUUUGUACUUGCUUUGUAGCGACUUUUUGGCUUAGCGCGACUCUUGUAACAAUUUGCUGUGAAAAAUAGACUAGGGCAGCAGCAGAAUGGCAACUUUAAAUCUAGCGAGGAAUGACGUUCUGGAAGUUGAAGUAACUUGCAGUCCGUAUCACGACAGAGGGCAGCGGACUCGGAGUCAAUGACACGAAAAGUAAACCGUGAUGACAGUGCUUCUCGCGGAUUCAUUAUUUUCCAGUUUUUGGGGCGGAGAAAGGAACAAAAAAAAAUUGAGGAGGACCAGGAAUA
Molecule: messenger RNA, 6104 nt
Organism: Amoebophrya sp. A120
Lineage: Eukaryota; Dinophyceae; Syndiniales; Amoebophryaceae
Source: the annotation of a GenBank genome assembly